AUGGAGGCGUUGUUUCACUCUGUUUACCAAAACGAGGAACCACUGUUGUCGUCUGGCCAACAACAGUUGCGUAUUUCUUAUGCGCCAUUGACUUGUAGUGUUACUCGACCAGUCCGAGGUUUGAUCUGUCUUCAGUUAAGAAAUAAGUUUGCGAUAUGCAAUCCCGGUGCGAAAACGUUUCGGACUUUACCGGAGAUCGAAGCGGAUCCAAAAACUGUCAUACAGAGUUUUUUGGGAUACGAUAAAACUACGGAUGUAUUCAAGGUGUUAUGUAUAACAUGUCAAAGUGGGAUAUUUAUAAACCUGAUUACGACAUAUCAGGUUUGCACGAUAAGAUUCACCGCCGGUGAAGAAUCUUGGAGACCGAUCACAUGUGAGUAUGGUCAUAAACCACUUACUGAAGGACUAUUUAUAAAUGGGGUUUUGUACUAUGCCGCUGAACGCUAUAGUGACAAAUCUCGGGUAAUAAUGAGCUUCAAUGUGAUGUCUGAAGAAUUUAGUGUCAUUGAAUUAUCUGAGCAAGUUAGGUCAGAUUAUGGUUUGCACUUGGUGAAUUAUCAUGGGAAAAUUGCCUUAUCUUAUUUUGUUAAUUACAAAACUGGAGGUUUGCAAAUGUGGGUUAGAAAUGAAAUGGGAGAAUGGUUACCCAAAAAAAACAUUAAGAUUCCUCCUUGGAAGGAAACUGUUGAAGACAUAACGUUUUCUUUUAGAGGCACCAUUAAUGGAACAAAUGAACUUGUUUUCACCGAGAACGCCCUUCAUGGACGCAAGGGAUUACCCUAUAUUGUGUUGUUUUACGAUCCGGAAGAGAAGAAUCUAAGAAGAUUUGAUAUUGAAAACUUGGAGGGUCGUGAUCAUGUUAAAACCUUCGUGGAUCAUGUGGACAGUACUUGGCUUAUGUGA
Capsella rubella is the source of this 903-nucleotide messenger RNA. RefSeq names its product putative F-box protein At1g70960. The coding region runs from base 1 to 903 and encodes 300 amino acids. NCBI's taxonomy places the organism in Eukaryota, Viridiplantae, Streptophyta, Magnoliopsida, Brassicales, Brassicaceae. The record is from RefSeq and is a predicted model, not a curated record. The transcript has a single exon.